Rotaria sp. Silwood1 is the source of this 654-nucleotide messenger RNA. Lineage: Eukaryota; Metazoa; Rotifera; Eurotatoria; Philodinida; Philodinidae. The record is from the annotation of a GenBank genome assembly.
AUGGGUGGCCGUUUAACAACUCCGCCAUCAUCGACAUCAUCAUCAUCGACAACAGCUCAUCGACCAACAGCUUCAAAUUCAUCAACAAAUUCAAAUCUUACACGUACACAUUCAAAUAGUACCAAUCAUCAGUAUCAACAACAACAAACAGUACAUCACCGUCAUCGUUCAAAUAGUAGUCAUCAUCAUUCUCAUGGUUUAUUUGGUAAUAAUUCAACAAGUAAUAAUCGACAUCGAACAACAUCAACAAAUAUUGAUCCAUUAAGUGCAACAACAUUUAAUUUAAAUUUAUUACGUUAUGUUGGACUUGAAAAUGAAUCGGAUGAUCAAAGUUCUGAUGAUGAUUCACCACAAGCUCAUCGACGUUUACAACAUUUUAUAAUUACAUUACGUGAUGUUCCUUGUCCUGUAUGUAACAAAACAAUACCAAGUGAUUUAUUUGAAAAACAUAUUUUACAAUGUUUAUCGAAACCACGAAUAGAUUAUAAUGAAGAUACAUUAACUGAAGAUAAAGGUGAAUGUGUCAUUUGUCUUGAUGAUCUAUUAGUAGGGCAAAAAAUUGCUCGAUUACCAUGUCUUUGCAUUUAUCAUAAAAGCUGUAUCGACAGUUGGUUUCGUAUCAAUAGAUCAUGUCCUGAACAUCCCGGCGAUUAA